Closterium sp. NIES-65 is the source of this 2337-nucleotide messenger RNA. The record is from the annotation of a GenBank genome assembly. NCBI's taxonomy places the organism in Eukaryota, Viridiplantae, Streptophyta, Zygnematophyceae, Desmidiales, Closteriaceae.
AUGUCAUCGAAGGCAGCUGAGCCGCGGCGGUCGCUGACGGCAGCGGAGCUGGCGGGAUACAGCGCGCUCCCCGUGCACUCGUUCCUCGGCCUGCGCUUCCUCUCCGCCUCCCCGCAUCGCGUCGUCGCCACUCUUAUCUCCUCGCCCCAAUCAGCUCAGGUAAAAACGAACCCUUUUCAUCUCCCUAGUCCUUCCCACCCCUUCCCCUCCGCGUCCCCCCUCCGUCCCACCUCCUUCCCGCCUACUUCCAACUCCCUGUUAAUGGCGCGGCGAUGCCCUGCGCUGCACUCCCCGCGCACUCCUUCCUCCCGCCUGCGCUUCCUCUCCGCCUCCCCUGACCGCGUCGUCGCUACCCUCACCUCCUCGCUCUCCUCCGCCCAGCUACUCUCGUCUCCGCCCUCCUCCACGCUCCGGUACUACUCGCCCCUUCAAAUCUCCUUACCACCCCCUUUGGCCCCCCGCUUGGCCCGCUCCUUGCCACCCGCUCCUCACCUCCUUGCCACCCGCUCCUCACCUCCUUGCCACCCGCUCCUCACCUCCUUCCCACCUCCUUCUCGCCUCUCCUUGCUGGUAGGUGUUGCUGGUGUCCUUCUGACUGGCGUGGCGGUGCCAUGCGUGAUGGUUACCGCUUUCCAUCUGCUCACCACCCCCUUCCCCUCUGCUUGCCCUUUCCUUCCCACCUGUUCAUCACCUCCUUUCCAACUCCUUGUUGGUGGCAAUCGCUGGUGCCCUUUGGGAUGGCGUGGAGGUGCGAUGCUCUUAUCCGUCUCCUCUUCACUCCUCCCCACUCCUGCGCACUCCUCCCCACUCCUUCCCACUCUUCCCCACCGCUUCCAGCCGCUUGGCAACCUGCAUGGGGGGGUGUCAGCACUGGUAACGGAGGCAGUGGGCAGUCUAGGCGCUGUCCCUCCUCACUCCUUCCCGCUCCUUUCCUUUCCUUCCCAUCCCUCCCAGCCGCUUGGCAACCUGCAUGGGGGGGUGUCAGCGUUGCCGCUUGGCAACCUGCAUGGGGGGGUGUCAGCGUUGGUAACGGAGGCAGUGGGCAGUCUAGGCGCUGCCCCUCCUCACUCCUUCCCACUCCUUUCCUUUCCUUCCCAUCCCUCCCAGCCGCUUGGCAACCUGCAUGGGGGGGUGUCAGCGUUGCCGCUUGGCAACCUGCAUGGGGGGGUGUCAGCGCUGGUCACGGAGGCAGUGGGCAGUCUAGGCGCUGCUGUCGCUGCUGGUGCGCCGGUGGUGGGGGUGGAAGUGGCGUGCAGUCACCUUAGAGGCGCACCCAUUGGCACUCCUCUCGUUGCUGUUGGCACUCCCUUGAGAGUCGGCCGCACCGUUCAGGUGUGGGAGGUCCGCCUGUCAUCUUUAAGCAACCGUGCGCCAGCACAAGGAGAAUCGGCCCCUGUUAGCGUGUUGACGUUUGAGUCAAUUCAAAAGGGAGCAGCACCACGGCCCAGUCACUCACAGUCACCAGAUAGCAAUGCAGGACCGAGCCUAGAGCCUCAGCAGCAGCUGUUGCCACCUGAUUGCACACCUGAGGGCACACCUGAGGGUUUUAAGGCUGGCCGGCUGCUGGCAGUGGGGCGUCUGACGUGUGUGCCCUUGCCCCAGAACAGUGGAGGAGGGGCGAAUGGGGAGAAUGGGAAUGUAGGGGAGGCGAAUGGGGAGAAUGGGAAUGGAGGCGGCGAGAAGGGAGGGAACGGGAGUAGAGGAGAAGCAUUGAGGAGAGGAGAAAGUGAAGCGUUGGGGAAUCGAGAGGAGGGAAGUGGAGAGGCGGAGCAGUGGAUUGGAGAGAGUAAGGAUGAGCAUGAGGGCAAACGUGCAUGUGUCUGCAUCGAUUUCCCUCCCUUCGACUCGCCUCCCUUCAACCAUCUGCCCAUUCACAAGUUCAUUGGCCUUCGCUUCCUUUCUGCCUGCCCUCACCGCGUCGUCGCAGCGUUUGUCUCAUCCCCAGCAACCGCGCAGCCGUUCAACAACGUGCAUGGGGGAGUAUCAGCCAUAGUCACGGAGACCCUCGGCAGCACGGGCGCGAGCCUAGCAGCAGGGGGGCUGGUGGUGGGAGUGGAGGUGGCCGUCAGCCAUCUCAGGCCGUGCCCCCUCGGCACUCCCGUUGUUGCUGUCGCUGUGCCGCUGCGAGCGGGGCGCACGGUGCAGGUGUGGGAGGUGCGCUUAUCCGUCCAAAAGCUAGACAAACAGAGGCGAGACGAGCAGCAGGAUGUGGGAGAAGCGUCUGGAGGGACGGCUUCAGCUCCUAGAGCAGGGCAACUGCUGGCAGUGGGACGGCUGACAGCGGUGGUGGUGGGCAAGGGGGAUGGCGAGGAGAGGAGGAGCAAGGCAAGGCUGUGA